AUGUGGAAGCCACCGAUGAACUUCAUUACCUUCCAUUACAUGUACAUUAUUGUUUUGAGCAUUCUCGGUUACAUCAUCAUCUACCCGCACAAGAACAUGCCAUCUACGGAUGCAUUCUUCUUUGGGGUCAGCGCUGCCACUGAAUCAGGUCUAAAUACGAUCGAUGUGAAAGAUUUGAAACUGUACCAGCAGCUCGUCGUAUUAUACUUCUUUCCCAUCCUUGGCAACAUCGGAUUUAUCAACAUCGUGGUCGUUUUGGUGCGUCUCAUGUGGUUCGAAAAGCGCCUUAGGAAAGCUGACUCUGAAUCACGCGCCCACGAUGCUGAAAAUGGCACCGUCGCUUUGCCAGUGAGAGACUGCGAAGCCCAGGCGGACUUGUUUGGCUCUAGCCACAGGAAAGAAGAGAGUGGUAACGAGACGAGCGUCAAUCAGCCCGCGAAACAUAUUAACUUUGGCCCGGAGCCUGAGCAGCUCCGGGAGAAAUCUGCAAGAGACGCCAAUCAAGAUCCCGAAAGAUUGAUGAGCGAUGAAGAAGGCGCGAGCAGACCAAAAUCGGCUCUUUCGGGAACGGAGCUUGGCAGAUCGUUCAAAUUGCGAAAAACGGCAACGCACAGUAGCCAGAUAAGUAAUUCCGCUGCUGUGGCUCACGUCGCCUCAUCCAUUUUCGUCGUUGGUGCGUCAGGUACGGAACGGGACGAUGGACAAACUCCACGGCUCAAGUUUCGCAUACCAUUCCUCUCACGACAGGCGACCGUGGGUAGGAACUCAAAUUUCCACCGACUGACGAUCGAGGAUCGGCUCAGACUGGGAGGUAUCGAAUAUAGCAGCUUACGGCUAUUGCUGAAGAUCGUGCUCGGCUUUUUCUUCGGACUGCAUAUCUUCGGUGCUAUCUGCCUGGUGAUUUGGAUCCAGUAUGCACCGGCUAAAUACACUGAUUAUGUGCAAGAGAGUGGCCAGAAUAAAAUAUGGUGGGCUUUCUACUCCGCCCAGACAAUGGCGAACAACCUGGGCUUCACUCUCACGCCCGACUCGAUGAUCAGCUUUCGAGAUGCCACCUUUCCCAUGAUCGUAAUGACCUUCCUGGCUUAUGCCGGCAAUACCUUCUACCCUAUACUGCUCCGCCUCGUGAUCUGGAUGGGAUCAAAGCUUGUAUCCAAGACCUCGUCGCUCAGAGAGCCCCUCCAGUUUCUUCUCGAUCACCCACGCCGCUGCUACACCCUCCUGUUCCCAAGCCACCCCACCUGGGUUCUGUUCGGCAUCUUGGUCGUCUUGAACGUCGUCGAUGUGCUCCUCAUCAUCCUCUUAGAUCUGGACAACGAGACUGUGACGGUGCUGCCCCCAGGUCCUCGCGUGCUCGCAGCAAUCUUUCAAUCCGCCUCCGCCAGGUCCACCGGGACGGCUACGUUCAAUCUGGCCGAGGUCAAUCCCGCGGUCCAGUUCGGUCUUCUCGUCAUGAUGUACAUCUCGGUCUACCCCAUCGCCAUCAGUGUCCGUGCCUCCAACACGUACGAGGAAAAGAGUCUCGGCAUCUACUCUGACAAGCGCGUAGACGUCGACGAGCAGGACCCGCGCUCCUACCUCGUCAUGCAUCUGCAGAACCAGUUGAGUUUCGACUUGUGGUAUAUCUUCUUUGGCAUCUUCUGCAUCACCAUUGCCGAAGAGCAGAAGAUCGCUGACCCCAACAAUCCGGCCAUCAACGUGUUCUCCAUCUUCUUCGAGGUAGUCUCCGCUUACGCCAACGUCGGUCUCAGCCUCGGCCACCCCUCUGUCCUCACCUCCCUCUCCGGCAAAUUCACGCCCUUUAGCAAGCUCAUCCUCUGCGCCAUGAUGAUCCGAGGUCGCCAUCGCGGCCUCCCCUAUCAACUAGACCGCGCCAUCCUCCUCCCCAACGAGCGCCUCGCGGCCAUCGAUGACAGCAGCGAGGAAACCGCCAACGUGGACGUCAAUAUGUUCUUGAUGAAGCGUCACCACACCCAAUAA
Messenger RNA from Drepanopeziza brunnea f. sp. 'multigermtubi' MB_m1, 1980 nucleotides. RefSeq lists its product as uncharacterized. Gene Ontology annotation, biological process: intracellular potassium ion homeostasis; potassium ion import across plasma membrane. The record is from RefSeq and is a predicted model, not a curated record. Lineage: Eukaryota; Fungi; Ascomycota; Leotiomycetes; Helotiales; Drepanopezizaceae. Gene Ontology annotation, cellular component: plasma membrane. Gene Ontology annotation, molecular function: high-affinity potassium ion transmembrane transporter activity.